GCCGCGCCUGUUCCUCAAGCCCGUGUCUAUCUCUCUUUCGCUGCCGCAGCUCGCUCGCUAGGGUUUGCUCUCAAAUCCCCGAUCCCCAAUCAAUCCCCGACCUCCCCGAUGGCUGCCGCGGAGGGCGAGAAAAAGAUGAUCACGCUCAAGUCCUCGGACGGCGAGGAGUUCGAGGUCGAGGAGGCCGUCGCCAUGGAGUCGCAGACGAUCCGGCACAUGAUCGAGGACGACUGCGCCGACAACGGCAUCCCUCUCCCCAACGUCAACUCCAAGAUCCUCUCCAAGGUCAUCGAGUACUGCAACAAGCACGUCCAGGCCGCCAAGCCCGCCGGCGCCGACGGGGCGGCAUCGGCGCCGGGGGCGGGGGUGGACGGGGCCGCGGCUCCGGCGCCCGCCGAGGACCUCAAGAACUGGGACGCCGAGUUCGUCAAGGUCGACCAGGCCACCCUCUUCGACCUCAUCCUGGCUGCAAACUACCUGAACAUCAAGGGCUUGCUGGAUCUUACGUGUCAGACUGUGGCCGACAUGAUCAAGGGCAAGACGCCUGAGGAGAUCCGCAAGACAUUCAACAUCAAGAACGACUUCACCCCCGAGGAGGAGGAAGAGAUUCGCAGGGAGAACCAGUGGGCGUUCGAGUAGAGGGCAGCAUCUACACCCUUGUGCCUGCCGUGCUGAUGCUUAGAGCUUAGUGUCAGCGCUCUUUUAAUGACGUUGUAAUGGAUGUAAUUAUUUUGGAGUCACCCCCAGUGGGUUUGUUGUUGUGUCCGCAAGGAAAACUAUCUAUCCUUAGUUUUCAGUGGUUAUCACUUGCGAUCAACUGAAUUGCUAUUGUCAAGCGGGUUUUUGGUUUGUAACAUUGUGCAUCUGUGGCUGGUUGAUGACUGUUGUCUGCUUUGAGAUACUGCGUUGAAGCAUAAUUGGCGUGUUUUGUUGA
This is a messenger RNA of Lolium rigidum, 934 nucleotides long. Its product is annotated as SKP1-like protein 1. The transcript has 2 exons. The record is from RefSeq and is a predicted model, not a curated record. Gene Ontology annotation, biological process: SCF-dependent proteasomal ubiquitin-dependent protein catabolic process. NCBI's taxonomy places the organism in Eukaryota, Viridiplantae, Streptophyta, Magnoliopsida, Poales, Poaceae. Gene Ontology annotation, molecular function: cullin family protein binding. Bases 109 to 639 code for a protein of 176 amino acids. Gene Ontology annotation, cellular component: nucleus; cytoplasm.